Desarmillaria tabescens is the source of this 2053-nucleotide messenger RNA. RefSeq names its product major facilitator superfamily domain-containing protein. Gene Ontology annotation, molecular function: transmembrane transporter activity. Bases 334 to 1755 code for a protein of 473 amino acids. Gene Ontology annotation, biological process: transmembrane transport. The record is from RefSeq and is a predicted model, not a curated record. The transcript has 14 exons. Gene Ontology annotation, cellular component: membrane. Lineage: Eukaryota; Fungi; Basidiomycota; Agaricomycetes; Agaricales; Physalacriaceae.
GACCGCGAGUUCCGGUCAUUCUGCUUCACGACCACAACGCAAAUGAGGAUCAUGUCGACUCUGUCGAAACCUGGAGUCAAAGACCUACCAGUGCCCUUGAAUACUGAGCAAGCACUCGUCCAUGCCGCAGCUCGUAUAUUUUCCCAGGCACCCUUCCGGGAUAAAACGUCUACGCGAUGGUCACCUGAACUAUAUUAGAACCCUCGUCCCGGAUAGAUAUAGUUCCCUCUCCCAGGGGCGCCAGGAAAAGGAGAUGAUCGGCACGCGCUAUAAAAUCACUGCCCAAUUUUCAUUUUCCCCACACUGAACCCACACGAAUACCCCACAUUCUACAUGGCGCCGAAGAUGGAUCAAGAAUGGCACGAGGAGACAUCGCAGUUCACCUAUGUAGCCGACAGUGAUGCCGAGAAGAGACUCGUGCGCAAGAUUGAUAUGAGAAUUGUGCCAACUGUGUGGGUUCUGUAUACCCUCUCGUAUCUGGAUCGUGCGAACAUCGGUAACGCGAAAGUCGGAGGUUUGGAAACCGCUUUGGGACUCACGUCUAAUCAAUACUCCGUCGUCCUGCUGCUGUUCUUUGUUUCCUACGUGAUCUUCGAAAUACCAGCCAACAUGAUCCUCACCCGCGUCCGUCCAUCGGUCUACCUAUCCGUGCUGUGCUUUUUAUGGGGUGGUGUCGCAUCGUGUAUGGCUGCUAUCAAGGACUGGCAACAACUAGCUGGCGUGCGUUUUUGCUUGGGCGUCAUUGAGGCCGGUUUCGCUCCCGGUGUCGCGUUCUAUCUGUCAUCGUGGUACAAGCGCCAUGAACUCGCAAAGCGUUAUUCUAUCUACUAUACUGCUACGGCUGUCUCGGGCGCUUUCUCUGGACUCCUCGCUGGCGUCAUCACUGACAACCUUGCCAUCACUCGUGGUAUAGAAGGAUGGCAAUGGCUUUUCUUGAUUGAGGGUCUAGGCUCGUGCUUUGUGGCGCUCUUUACCUGGAUGAUCCUUCCCGAUUGGCCGACAACGACAAAAUGGCUGACUGCUGAGGAAAAGUUCAUUGCUGUUCAACGCCUCAAGCACGAUGGCAUCGGUAGCGUAGCCGUAGGUGACGAACCCACGCACAAGGAGUGCCUCAAAACGGCGUUGACGGACUGGCGCACUUGGUAUCUUUCCGUUAUGUACAUGCUCGCAACCGGCUCGCAAACCAUUCAAUACUUCAUCCCCACCCUCGUUGGCCAGCUCGGCUAUACCGGCGUGUCCAAGCAGUACAUGACCAUCCCCAUCUACAUGGUUGCCCUCGUGUGCAUCUUGACGUUCUGCUUCCUCAGCGAUAUCAAAAAGGAGCGAGGCAACUUUGUCAGCUUCACGUCGUUGAUUGCUGGGAUCAGUUUUAUCAUUGUUGUUGCGGUCAAUGCUAAGAAGGUCAAGUAUGCGUUCCUAUGCUUCGCUGUGGGAGGCGUGUAUGCGGCUUGUCCUUUGACGUUGUUGUGGGUGUCUGGUGUUAUCGACCACCCUGCGGAAAAACGUGCGGUUGCCAUCGCAUUGGUGAACGGUCUUGGAAACUCCGCGUCUAUCUAUGGUUCCUUCCUCUGGCCUUCUACGACGGGUCCGCGUUAUGUUCAAGGUUUCGCUACUACGACCGCCUUCAUCCUCACGCUCUGCAUCAUGGCUCAGGUGUUCAAGGUUCUCUUGAGGAAAUAUCCGGCGCAGGGCCUGAACGACGCGGAACCUCGCAGAGUCGUCGACGAGAAGCAGAGUGAUGUCGCGAGCGUCUGAAUGAUUUCAAUGAUAGCACAGAAUUUUAUGAGUUGAUUUUGAUAAACUUGGUAGUAUUGAAGAAGAAUGUUGUUGUUGAGGUUGUCAAUGACUGAAGGAUUGUUGAGCAGUUGUAGGGCAAGCUGCAAAUACUAAACGGAACCUCAGCAAGAGUAAUGUCUCCCCACGAAAUAUGAGUCCCUCACUGUUGUUCCUCCUUGUUAACGAGAUAAAUGUUCCAAUUGCAAUUUAAUUUUCUGGUGCGACCACGUGAGCGACGCGUAGCCCUGAAGCGUCAUUUACGACGUUCAUGUUCAGG